Sitodiplosis mosellana (orange wheat blossom midge) is the source of this 8232-nucleotide messenger RNA. RefSeq names its product activating signal cointegrator 1 complex subunit 3 (gene obe). The transcript is spliced from 13 exons. The coding region runs from base 298 to 7032 and encodes 2244 amino acids. The record is from RefSeq and is a predicted model, not a curated record. Gene Ontology annotation, molecular function: nucleic acid binding; ATP binding; ATP hydrolysis activity. Lineage: Eukaryota; Metazoa; Arthropoda; Insecta; Diptera; Cecidomyiidae.
AGUUUGACAGCGGCACACUACACUACUGCUGUUGCUGCUGCUGCUGUAUUGUCGCAUCGAAUUGUCAACAUCCACAUUCAUAGCGACUGAACGAGAAAAACAACACAUUGUUAAUGCCGAAUUUGCAGCAAUAUUUUUGUGAAAUAUUUUUCUGUGAUACAUGGGUAAAUUGUUUAAAAAAACACGUCGGCAAACGAAUUGACUUAUUUAUCUGUAGUUUUGGUUAGAAAUUUCUUUGGUUUCAUGCGAAUAAAACGAGUUGUGUAUUGUUCAUAGAGAGAGAUAGAAUAGAAAAAAAUGGAUCAAUUGCCACGAUUUUCUCGUUCGUUACGAGCUAGCCUUAGGCUAGACAUUCAACGGAACAUAAAUUAUCAAGCCGAUCAAGUGGUGGUCAACCUGUGGCAUGAGGAAAAUGAACGAGCCAAAACGAUCUCUUGGAACAAAUUCAAAACGAUGGUGCAGCAGAAAUUUGCCAACGAUACAAAUCAAUUGAAUAACGUCACCAAGCUUCUACAGAAUCUAUGGAAUUUGACACGAAAUCUCAUCGGAGACGAUGAAAGCGGCGCUGUUAUCAAUGAUGCGGCGAUAUUUCUGUUUCGAUUCUUCAUUGACGUGAGUAUUGUGAUGGUUCGGCAUUUAAGCGAAUUGAAGGUGAUUUUUGGAAAAAUCAGUUCUCAGCAUGCAAAUAAAAUAUGUUCCGUCGUAUGUGAUUUGAAAGCCGCGUUGAGCGAAGAUUUAUUGCAUGUCAUUCGUGAUGAGAUCAAAGAAAAAAAUGACGAACAAGGAGCAGUUAUCAAAAAGGAAACGAAACGUUGGGGAAACAACAUAAAAAUUUACAUGCCAAAAGGUAUAGAUGUAGAUAACGAAAGCAUGGAAUUGUUACAAAGUUUCGAUUUGCCAGAGCCGAUGAGUGAAAAAGACGAGAGUGGAUUGUCGACAUCAUUUUCGAUGCGAUACGAUAGCACUAAAUCAGUUGCUCAGCCGAAACUUACGUACAAUCGUACAUGGCUGCUAGCCCAUGUUAACAACGAGGUGGUUGAGUCGCUGCUCUCUGUUUUAAAAUCGAAAAAAUCCAAUGCCGAACUGCAAAAUGAACUUAUCGAACUGUUGGGUUUUGAUAAAUUCGAAAUUCUCGAGACCAUUUUGGAGAAUCGAAAGGGGAUCAUAAAAAAUAUUGAAAAUGACGACAAAGUCAAUAUGAUGUACGAACGUGCAGCGACGGCCGAACAAUGUGGCGUGGUAAAUAGGACAAAGUCCGCGCAACCGGCUGUAUCAUCUCAAGUUGUGGUUCAAUCGGAACAAGAGCUAAGCCUCAUGAAAAAGGUACGCAAAGAUGAGAAAAAAUUGGAAAAAAUAUUCACGGCACAGAAAACGGCCAUGGAAAAUGAGCUUGAUGACGACGACGAUGGUAGCUGUGAUUAUGGUGUGGCUCGUUUGAAAUUGCAACAGCAACAACAAAUUUUAAAUACAAUAAAGAAUCAGCCGAUUUUAGCAAAACCAAGAAAACCAUCGGAAGCAAUGAACUGGCUGACGCAAGCACCCAAAAAGGUCACUUAUCCAUAUGUGUUUGAUGGUCAAAUGGAAGCACGGACUCAUGUUGGAUUUGUGGCUGGAUCCAAGCUGGUUUUGCCUGAAUCUACACAGCGUACUGAUAAUAAAACCUAUGAAGAAAUUAAUUUACCCGCGAAUACAGCACCGAUUGACUUAAAAGUAGGCGAACAACGCAUUCAAAUCACCGAUUUGGAUGAAAUUGGCAAAAUGGCGUUCAAGGGAGUUAAAGAACUGAAUCGGAUACAAAGCGUUGUGUUCGAACGGGCCUAUCAUUCAAAUGAUAACUUGCUCAUUUGUGCACCGACCGGAGCGGGUAAGACAAAUGUCGCUAUGCUUUCGAUCAUCAACACCAUUCGAUCGCAUACCGAUCAAGGAGUAAUACAUCGGGAUCAAUUUAAAAUUGUGUACGUGGCCCCGAUGAAAGCACUGGCAGCUGAAAUGGUGGAAAAUUUUGGAAAGAGGCUCGGCUCAUUGGGAAUCAGUGUUCGAGAGUUAACGGGAGAUAUGCAACUUACGAAACAGGAGAUACAACAAACGCAAAUGUUAAUCACAACGCCUGAGAAAUGGGAUGUGAUAACACGGAAAGGUGCCGGUGACGUGGCAUUGAUCAGUCUCGUAAAGCUGUUGAUUAUCGACGAAGUGCAUUUGUUGCAUGGUGAACGAGGCCCAGUCGUGGAAGCAUUGGUUGCUCGUACAUUGCGUCUCGUUGAAUCCACCCAGAAUAUGAUUCGAAUAGUCGGCUUAUCAGCCACACUGCCAAAUUACAUUGAUGUCGCUCGGUUUCUGCGCGUCAAUCCAAUGGUUGGACUAUUUUAUUUCGAUGGCCGCUUCAGACCGGUCCCGCUCGAACAGACAUUUGUUGGUGUCAAGAGUGUAAAACCGAUGCAGCAAUUGGCCGAAAUGGACACUGUUUGCUAUGACAAAUGUGUGGAGCAAUUGAAACUAGGCUAUCAAGUAAUGGUAUUUGUGCAUGCUCGAAAUGCAACCGUACGAACGUCAAACGUUCUUCGUGAGAUGGCUACACAAAAGCAACAUUUAACUCUAUUUGCACCGGAUGAAUCGAAGGAAUUGGGGUUGGCCAAGCGUUCGAUGGCCAACAGUCGAAAUAAGCAACUAAACGAAUUAUUCCAAUAUGGUAUUGCAAUGCAUCAUGCAGGAAUGUUGCGUAGCGAUCGUUCGAUGGUCGAGCGAUAUUUCGGCGAAGGACUGAUCAAAGUGCUUGUAUGUACGGCAACACUCGCUUGGGGUGUGAAUCUACCAGCCCAUGCGGUUAUUAUUAAAGGAACGGAAAUUUACGACGCAAAACACGGUUCAUUUGUCGAUCUCGGCAUACUGGAUGUGCUUCAAAUUUUUGGCCGAGCUGGUCGGCCACAAUUCGAAAAAUCCGGUCUUGGUAUCAUCAUUACCGCACACAACAAAUUAACUCAUUACCUCUCGCUCCUCACAAAUCAAUUUCCCAUUGAAUCGAACUUCAUCGAUUGUUUGGCCGAUAAUUUAAAUGCUGAAAUCACGUUGGGCACCAUUUGUAACAUUGAAGAAGCCAUCGAAUGGCUUAGUUACACUUACCUAUUUGUGAGAAUGCGAUUGAACCCGCAAGUGUAUGGCAUGACUUAUGAAGAUGUCAUGGAAGAUCCAACGUUAGAACAGAAAAGACGAGCAUUGAUAAUAUGCGCAGCGCAAAAUUUAGACAAGGCACAGAUGAUUCGGUACAAUGUGCGAACGGGUGAUUUGCAUCCAACCGAUUUAGGGCGAACAGCAUCACAUUUUUACAUCAAAUAUGCAACCGUCGAAGUUUUCAAUGAAAAUAUGCAGCCAGUUAUGUCCGAACCGGAAAUUUUCCACAUGAUGUCAUUGGCCCAGGAGUUCCAGCAGUUAAAAGUUCGAGACGAGGAAUUGGAUGAAUUAGAAGAUUUGACCCAUGAUUAUUGCGAAGUGGUGGCGAAGGGUGGCGCAGCAAAUAUACACGGAAAAGUUAAUAUUUUGAUGCAAACAUAUUUGUCACGUGGUCAAGUUCGAGCAUUUUCACUGAUAUCGGAUUUAUCGUACAUUACACAAAAUGCCGUGCGCAUUGUUCGAGCACUUUUCACCAUUCAACUACAUCAGAACAAUGCCAUCUUGGCCGGUCGACUGUUGAUGCUGAGCAAAAUGUUCGAACGUCAGAUGUGGGACUAUCAAACGCCGCUACGACAAUUCACCCGAAUCGGCUUUGAUAUGAUUGAUAAAAUUGAAAACAGUGGCGUCAGUGUGAUGGCGCUACGCGAUAUGGAUGCUAGGGAAAUCGGUGAUUUUCUUCGUAAUCAACGCAAUGGAGCCUUUAUUGCAAAAUGUGCCAACGAAUUUCCACUUAUCGAAAUGGACGCCACACUGCAUCCUAUAACAAGAACCGUGUUGCGAAUCCGAAUUUUCAUUCGAGCCAACUUUAGGUGGAACGAUGGUGUUCAUGGUAAAUUUGCCGAACCAUUUUGGAUUUGGAUCGAAGACCCGGAAAGUAAUUACAUUUAUCACUCGGAAUAUUUCCAAUUGACACGAAAACAAGCAUUUUCCGAAGAGCCACAAGAAUUAGUGGUGACAAUUCCACUGCGUGAACCAUUACCACCGCAGUACUAUAUCAGAGCGAUUAGCGAUCGAUGGCUUGGAAGUGAAACGUACUUCCCAUUAAGUUUCCAACACUUGAUUUUGCCGGAAUUGCAUCCACCUCACACAGAACUGUUGCCGCUUCAACCUUUGCCAAUCACCGUUCUGAAUAACAAACGGUACGAAUCGCUGUACACAUUCACACAUUUCAAUCCAAUUCAAACGCAAAUCUUCCACUGCCUCUAUCACACCGAUACAAAUGUACUGUUGGGUGCUCCAACGGGGUCAGGAAAAACAAUCGCCGCCGAAAUUGCAAUAUUUAGAGUAUUCAAUACGUAUCCAAAUGGAAAAGUGGUUUAUAUUGCGCCGUUGAAAGCACUGGUACGUGAACGUAUCGACGAUUGGAAGCAUCGAUUGGAGCAACGACUCGGACGAAAAGUUGUCGAACUAACUGGAGAUGUUACACCGGAUGCCAGAGCAAUACGUGAUAGUCAUGUGAUUGUCACAACACCAGAGAAAUGGGAUGGUAUCAGUCGUUCGUGGCAAACACGUGAAUAUGUCAAAGAUGUUGCACUCAUUGUUAUCGAUGAAAUCCAUUUGCUGGGCGAAGAUCGUGGUCCGGUUCUUGAGGUCAUCGUUUCGCGUACAAAUUUCAUUGCAUCUCACACAAAACGAACGCUUCGCAUCGUCGGUCUGUCAACCGCUCUCGCAAAUGCACGUGAUUUAGCCAACUGGCUUGGAAUUAAAGACAUGGGUUUAUACAAUUUCAAGCCAUCCGUUCGCCCUGUGCCACUCUCUGUGCACAUUUCUGGAUUCCCAGGCAAGCACUAUUGCCCACGAAUGGCGACCAUGAAUCGUCCUGCAUAUCAAGCCAUUCGUCAAUAUUCACCAUGUACACCGGCAUUGAUUUUCGUCUCAUCGCGUCGACAAACUCGAUUAACUGCACUCGAUUUGAUUGCAUUUUUGGCCGGUGAAGAUAACCCGAAACAAUUUAUGCAUUUGCUUGAGCAUGAGAUGGAUCAAAUUUUGGAUGGGAUCAAAGACGCCAAUCUCAAACUAACCCUUGCCUUUGGCAUUGGAUUGCAUCACGCUGGUUUGCAUGAACACGAUCGGAAAACCGUUGAAGAACUAUUUCUGCAUAGGAAAAUACAAAUUUUAGUCGCAACAGCAACAUUAGCAUGGGGUAUCAAUUUACCCGCGCAUUUGGUCAUUGUCAAAGGAACUGAGUAUUAUGAUCCGAAAUUGAAGCGAUAUGUCGAUAUGCCAAUCACGGAUGUGCUACAGAUGAUGGGUCGUGCGGGACGGCCACAAUUCGGUAACGAAGGUAUUGCCGUUGUGCUAGUUCACGAUGUCAAAAAGAAUUUCUAUAAGAAAUUCCUGUACGAUCCAUUCCCCGUUGAAUCGCACCUGCUCAACGUUUUACCGGAUCACGUGAAUGCUGAAAUUGUAGCGGGCACCGUACAAACGAAACAAAGUAUUCUCGAUUAUUUCACGUGGACGUAUUGCUUUAGACGUUUAAUGCGUAAUCCAACUUACUAUGACUUGGCAAGUAUUGAGCCACAGGAUGUGAAUCGAUUUUUGUCACAAUUAAUCGAAUCGGUACUACAAACGCUCACCGAUGCUGGUUGCAUUGAAAUCGACCCAGAGGACUCAAGGCAUGUCUAUCCAACAUCGAUGGGACGAAUUUCAUCCUAUUAUUAUCUGUCGCAUCAGAGUAUGCGACAUUUUGCCGAUGUUUUACAUGCCGACAUGACAUUCGAGAAUGUACUGUCGGCGAUGAGCAACGCCUACGAAUUCUAUUCACAACCAUGCCGACAUAAUGAAGACAAAUACAAUAUUGAACUUUCGAAAAGUUGCCGGCUCAGUGUUGAUCCGCUAACAUGUGACUCACCACACACAAAAACAUUCCUGUUGAUUCAAGCACAUUUAUCACAUCUUCCACUGCCAAAUUCUGAUUAUUUGACGGAUACAAAAUCCGUUCUCGACCAAUCGUUACGUAUAUUACAGGCAAUGAUCGAUAUUUGCGCGGAAAGAGGGUGGCUAAUCACAGUGAUUCGCAUUCAACAACUAAUGCAAUGUGUGAUUCAAGGGCGAUGGUAUGAUGAUUCACCAGUUUUGUCACUGCCAUACGUUGAAGAGCUCAAUAUUCCAUGUUUCAAACGAAUUCCCAUCAAGGAAUCAAUUCUCACUUUGCCCACACUAAAAGAAAAUGUGUUGCAAAAGUACGAAAAAUUAGCCGGCCCACUGCGUGAAGACUUUGAAGAGGCACAGAUUGAGCGAAUUUAUCAGGUUUUAUGUGAUAUGCCAACGCUAGAUGUUGAUUUAUGUGCAAUCGGUCAACGGAACGAUGAAAGCGAUGCCGUACAACAAAUUACUGUGCCAAUGAAAAAAGAUGAUUGGAUUCAAAUGCAUUCUAAUGCGGAGUACACCAUUCGGGCGAAUUUCCAUCGAUACGUGCAUCGGUUGAGCAAAGACCGAAAGAAGACCGAUUCACUCAUUCCAAAAGUGCAUUGUCCGAAAUUCUCGAAAAUCAAAGAUGAAGGAUGGUUUUUGAUAUUGGGUGAUCCCAGCCAAGCUGAACUAAUUGCUCUGAAACGAUGCUCGUACCGAAAUACAAAUAGCAUUCACUCGGUCACAUUCAACGCACCAAAUAAAAUUGGUCGUUAUUUGUAUACCGUUUACAUAAUAUCCGACAGCUACUUAGGCUUUGAUCAGCAGUACGAUGUGCAGCUUGAAGUGAUAUCUGGCCAAACAAAGAACUCUGUGUACUCUACAAAAUCGGGGCUCGCGCAAUUCAAUGAAUGCAGUGAUUGUGUACCAAUUUGUGAGUUUUGUGCUGUUUGGCGCGCAGUUUUUGAUCACCGUGCGCAUGAAUGGUUGCCCAUUGUCAUGCACUAUUUUCAAUGAUUUGAUUAGCAGCUCAAACUGUUCGAAGCAGUCUCUCAAAUUGAGUCGGAUGACGUUAAUUAAUUUGUGACGACUUUUGAUUACUCAUCGGUCGACGAACGUAAAACGCAAAUACAAUCGAUCCUGCAUAGUUUUGGUCUUGACACCUGGCUACCCACGUUUUUUUCGUGAAUUUCUAUAUUGACAUCGUUGACGUCGCAUAUGAAUGGUCACAAGGAAAACGAAAACAAAAAAGACAACUUUUUUCACCCGCGGUUGAAAUUAAAUAGGAUCAAAUAUCUAUUCGUGAGACGUAAAGAAUGUAUGUUUUUUUCUCGAUUUAUAUUUUUGAAAAGAAAAGUAUGUUUUCUAUUGAUUCUAUCUGCGUUAAAAGAAAGUAUGUUGUAGUACCGUCUAGCCUCCGUGGUUUUCACGGUUUUCGCGCAACUGAUAAGAGAUAACAGCAUGUUAUCUUCGGCAAAAUUGUAGUUCUCGAGGUCCUCUAUAACAUUGCUGAAGACAGGUAACUCUUAUCUCUUAUGAUUUGCGCACAAAUCGCGCACACGAAAAAGCAAAUUUCAUAUAGAACUUUUUUUUCUCAUCAUUUUUCGCGCUUUUCGCGGAACUGAUGAGAGAUAAGAGGUAACUGUCUUCAGCAAUGUUAUAGAAGACCUCGAGUAAUACAACUUUGCCGAAGACACUAAGUUGUUAUCUCUUAUCAGUUCUGCGGAAACCUAGGAAACCCGCGAGGACCCGCCAAAAACGAACAUACAUUCUUUUAACCAUUAUUAGUUGUAAUGAAACAUACUUCUCUUUAUUGCUACGAAGUUGGACAAACUUGCGUUCUUUUACGUCUCACUUAUAGAUAUGUGGUGUGUGAAUGUGCUAAUUGUGAUGUUUAUAACAUGACUUACGACAAAAAUAUCUCAUAGAAGCGUUAAACUGAUUUUAACGUACUGAAAUGCAUACGAUCCUCAGCUAGGGGUUUCAUUCAAGGCUUGAGUAAUAUGAAUAUUUGUGAAUAUUGUGGAUAUUUUUCUCAUUGAAUCAUCGUCAAAAUUUCGAUUAUAUGUGAAUGUUGUGAAUUUUGUGAAUAUUUUCAAUAAAAUUUUCAAGAUGGCGACGAAUUCAAGAUGGCGGCUGAUGAGAACUCCUGAACUGUCAAAUAAUAAAGACUGAAUAUCUGUGAAUAUGAGUGGAUAUUCUGAAUAUAGCUCAAAA